Molecule: messenger RNA, 3349 nt
Organism: Nematostella vectensis (starlet sea anemone)
Lineage: Eukaryota; Metazoa; Cnidaria; Anthozoa; Actiniaria; Edwardsiidae
Product: tetratricopeptide repeat protein 37
Exons: 36
Coding region: 38-3349 (1103 amino acids)
Cellular component (GO): Ski complex
Molecular function (GO): protein binding
Source: RefSeq, a predicted model, not a curated record
UGAAACGUCCUGAGCCUGCGAGCAUCGCAAUAACAACAUGGCGUCGAAAGAAGUGAAGACUUUGCUCAAAAAAGCUCGCGACUCCAUACGAAAUAAGGAAUAUAAAGAUGCCCUAAAACACUGCAAGGCAGCCCUAAAGCUUGAGAAGAAUAAUUACAAUGCCCUGGUUUUUGUUGGUGUUUGUGCCACCGAGCUUGGGCAGCUAGAACAGGCUCAGGCUGCGUAUAAAAAAGCCAGUGAUGAGGAUCCAAGUCAAGUCUUAGCCUGGCAGGGGCUUGCAUCUCUUUAUGAAAAAAAUCAAGAAUUUCGACAAGAUCUUGCCGGUGUAUAUGUCCAGCUACUACAGCUAUAUGAAAGAGGUGAUAAGCUGAAGUGGAAAGAAAUCAGUCUUAAACUAUGUGAUUUGUAUAACCAACAAGGUCACUUUCUUAAGGGUGCUGAUAUACUGGAGGAGCUUAUCAAGUCUUCUGAGGAUGAAGCAGAGCAGUACACCUGGUGGAGCCAGAUUGCUGAGAUGCUAACAGAGGAGCUUCAGGCAACUGAUCUUACAGAGAUAAAACUCAAGCUAGACAGAGCCUAUCAGCACCUGACCCAGGAAGAGUGGCCAUACAGAACCCAGGAAGACCUCGCCAAACACUAUAUCUCCUACAUCCAGUUUCUUCUAAAAAUUCAGAUUGACAGCAACUCUGAGGUUUGUGAGGAGACGAGACAGAGAGUCCUCUAUCAGUGCCAGGCGAUGGCCAAGGCAUGCCCUGGGUCAGCCUUCCCCCUUGAGACCCUUGGGAAGUUAUGGCUGGAAGAUGAUGAUGCAGGUGAUGCCCCAAGUGUGUUUGAAAGACUAUGUGAACUUGAACCAAGUUCAGGUGUUGGUUUGAUUGGUAUGGGCUGCCAACAGAUGAAGAAUAAAGACCUGAGCGGUGCCCUGCAAAACCUGGAAAAAGGCUUGCAGUCUUCCCCACAAUGCACUGCUGGUUGGCUUUACCUUGCCCAGACACGGCUUGGUUGCCACGACUACAGCCAUGCAGAAAAGAGCUCUAAAAAAGGAUUGUCAUGUCUUGAUAGCACCCCAGGAAUGAUCCGGAGAUCACAGUUUAGUUUCAAAUUAAGUUUGGUUAUGGCUGAGGCAUUGUACAAGCAGGGACUAGGAAAAGCAGCGGAAGCUAAGUUGGUUUAUGAGCAGCUACUGAAGGAGUCUAAAUCAUUGGAAGUGUACACUGGUCUUGGGGAGGCGCUGCUUGUGCUGGGAGAGACAAAUGCUGCCAAUGAGGCUUGUUCCAAGGCCCUUGAGAUUAACACCAAAUACCACCCUGCUCUAGCUCUACAGGGUAAGAUCAGCCACCACGAAGGCUUCAAUGAUGACGCCGAGCUCAGAUUUCUGGAAGCAAUUGAGUUGUGCGAGGACUGCGCCCUAUACCAUUUUCUCCUGGGCAAGCUGUACUGGGAAAUGAAUGGAAAUCUAAGAGCAGACAAAAGCAAAUGCCUUGCACAGUUUUUAAUGGCCGCUCGGCUUGAUCCGCACUCAUCGGCGACAUUUCUGCAUCUUGGUCACUAUUACCGGCUCGCUGGAAACGACCUCAGGAGGGCUUGUCGAUGCUACCAGAAAUCAUUCGAUCUGAAUCCUAAAGAUGACAACGCUGGCAGCCAUCUUUGUGACUUAUUAUCUCAGCUUGGUGAAGAGGAUGCUGUAAUGAGCCUCUUGAGCCGUGUGACCAAAGCUGCCCCACCGGGGGAGGGCAAGUGGGCGUGGUUACGACUGGGACUUUAUUAUCUGAGGCAUAAUGAUAGCAACAACUCAGUUACAUGUUUUCAGAAUACUCUGCGAGCAGAUCUGAAAGACAGACACUGUUGGGAAUGUCUGGGCGAGGCUUACCUCAGCCGUGGUAGUUACACCGCCGCUCUCAAAGCAUUCACACGCGCUACUGAGCUUGACCCAACAUCUACAUACUCCCUUUACCAGACUGCCGCUAUUAAGCAGCUUCUGUGUAUCUUUUCUGAGGCCGUUCAGGAGUACCGUGAGAUCCUGGGGCCGAAGCCCGAUUACGUGCCAGCUUUGAAAGGUCUGGGUGAGGCGUGUCUUUGCCUCGCUAGGUCGGCGCUCGCAGAGGACUUUAACAGUCGGGCCGUUGACCAUGUGGGAGAAGGUCUCCAUGCUCUGGCAAAGGCUGUUGAGAUUCGUCCUGGUAUGUCGUGCCUAUGGAAACUUAUUGGAGACUGCUGCACGGUGCUUCAUCCUGUCGCCUCUUCUUCUGUCAGCCUUCCGUUACCAGAGGUCUUGCAGAAAUGCCUUGGCAACGACUCGGUUGCUGUUGCAGGAAAAAAAGAGCUACUGAGUAUCGGAACAAGUGCUUAUGGCCGCGCUUUGAAGUGUCUGCCUGAUUGUGCAAGCCUCUGGAACGACCUCGGCUUCAGUUAUUUCUUGCAAGCAAAGGUUGCGGACGAGGGACGCGACCGUCUUGCUCAAAGAGCUGUACAGGUACUCAAGAAGGGAGUGUCACUUGAACCAACCAAUCACAAGCUCUGGAAUACACUAGGGGUCGUUUGUGGCUCGUCGCUGGUGGAUAACCCGGAUCUGAGUCAGCACGCAUUUAUCAUGUCAAUCAAGACCGAGCCUAACAAUGUGUCGGCGUGGACAAAUCUCGGGGUUCUUUAUCUCAAACAUGGAAAAGUCGAGCCUGCUCACGAUGCCUUCAAGUACGCACAAGCUCUUGAUCCAUCAUACACUGCGGCCUGGGUCGGGCAGGCGACUAUCGCGGAAAUUAUUGGUAGCGACGAAGCCGCCGAUUUGUUUCGCCACACUACAGAGCUAUCUUCCCAUACGGAAAGUAGUGUAGGCUAUUGCCACUGGAUCUGCACAGACCUGUUGAGUGGUGAUCGUAUCAAGACCAACAAGCCUACACCCAGCCUGUCCCACCUCCCCACGGGAUACAGACGUGCUGUGCUGAAUGCUUCUGUUGCCAUGACGAAGUAUACGGACCGCAUCAGGGGUAUCGCAGGCGCAUAUAACAUGCAUGGACUUUUGCUGGAGCAUCAGUGCUUGUACCGGCAGGCGCAGCGCGCCUUCCACAGCGCGGUAAAACUCCUUGAAGGUGACGGCGCUGAGCAAGAUCUGUUGAAUACGGUCCACAUAAACCACGCAAGGGCUCUCAGUGCCCUAGGCAGGCAUGACGAAGCAGUUGCUGAGUACCUCCAAGUGAAACCACUGACCGGGUUCUAUGACGUAUGCGGGCUCGCUCUGGCUUACUAUCUAUCAGGCAACAUUGCCGAAAGCUACCGUAGUGAGUAUAUCGACUCCAUUCUUAGAUGUUGGCUCUUCUACACCCAAGAAGCACUUCCCGUCGUUUUGUUUUAG